Molecule: messenger RNA, 1049 nt
Organism: Leptonychotes weddellii (Weddell seal)
Lineage: Eukaryota; Metazoa; Chordata; Mammalia; Carnivora; Phocidae
Source: RefSeq, a predicted model, not a curated record
CUCACGGUGGCUCGCUCUCCUGUGUUGGUGCUGUCUUUGUGCCCAGCCAGCUGAGGCAGGGCUCAGGGGAGGCGGGCCUGGCCCCGUCCUCCCCUUCCCUUCCAGUGUGUGCCCUUGUCUCCUAGGUGCUGCUGGAUGAGGAGAGAGAAGCCAUGGCAAAGUCCCGCCGGCUGGAGCGCAGCACCAGCAGCUUCAGCUACUCCUCUUACCACACCCUGGAGGAGAUAUAUAGCUGGAUGGACAACUUUGUAACUGAGUAUUCAGAUAUUGUCUCAAAAAUUCGGAUUGGCCACAGCUUUGAAAAUCGGUCCAUUGUUGUCCUGAAGUUCAGCACUGGAGGUUCUCAGCGCCGGGCCAUCUGGAUCGACACUGGAAUCCACUCCCGGGAGUGGAUCACCCACGCCACUGGCAUUUGGACUGCCAAGAAGAUUGUCAGUGAAUAUGGCAAAGACAGCACCCUGACAAACAUACUGAACGCCAUGGACAUCUUCAUGGAGAUUGUCACCAACCCUGAUGGCUUUGCAUUUACCCACAGCAUGAACCGCCUGUGGCGGAAGAACAAGUCCACCAGACCUGGAAUCUUCUGCAUUGGCGUGGAUCUUAACAGGAACUGGAAGUCAGGCUUUGGAGGAAAUGGUUCUAAUGACAACCCCUGCUCAGAGACUUAUCGUGGGCCCUCCCCUCAGUCGGAGCCAGAGGUGGCGGCCAUUGUGGACUUCAUCACUGCCCAUGGGAACAUCAAGGCUCUGAUCUCCAUUCACAGCUACUCUCAGAUGCUCAUGUACCCUUAUGGCCACUCACUGGAGCCGGUUCCAAACCAGAAGGAGUUGUACAGUCUUGCCAAGGACGCAGCGCAGGCCCUGUAUGAGGUCCACGGGAUCGAGUACAUUUGUGGCAGCAUCAGCAGCACCCUCUAUGUGGCCAGCGGGAUCACUGUCGACUGGGCCUAUGACAGUGGCAUCAAGUACUCCUUCACCUUCGAGCUCCGGGACACGGGGCGCUAUGGCUUCCUGCUGCCGGCCUCCCAGAUCGUCCCCACGGCCCAUGAG